UGCUCCUUUCUUUCUUUCUUUUUUUUUAUCAUCAUCUUAAUAAGUAGAAUUUUUUUUGGGUAGCGUCCUGACAAAAGUCCGCACCUUCAGAAUCUCCCACGCCAAGAUGCUCUCUGCUCUUCUUCUUCUUCAAUAGCUCGUCUCGUUGAGAGAAGCAGCAGCUAGUGACUCUUGAGACUUUUUGUUACUCUCUCUCUCUAGAAUUGGAUAUGGCCUCUGCUUCUUGUUCUUUUGCUUGCGUUCCUGCUCCCUCUUUUGGAUUGGGAAGCAAAGAGACGGUGAUGGUUUCGAUGAAACCCUCGCGGGGAUUCUCGAUUCGGUCGGCGCUGGACACUAAGGUCUCAGAUAUGGGUGUUAAUGCUCCAAAAGGAUUGUUUCCACCAGAGCCUGAGCAUUAUAGAGGGCCAAAGCUUAAAGUUGCUAUAAUUGGUGCUGGGCUUGCUGGCAUGUCUACUGCAGUGGAACUUCUGGAUCAAGGGCAUGAGGUCAACAUAUAUGAAUCAAGACAAUUUAUUGGUGGUAAAGUUGGUUCAUUUGUGGACAAACGCGGAAACCAUAUUGAGAUGGGACUCCACGUGUUCUUUGGUUGCUAUAACAAUCUUUUCCGACUUAUGAAAAAGGUUGGUGCAGACGAAAAUUUACUGGUCAAGGAUCACACUCACACCUUUGUAAAUCGAGGAGGAGAAAUUGGUGAACUUGAUUUUCGAUUUCCAGUGGGUGCACCAAUACAUGGUAUUCGUGCAUUUCUAUCAACCAAUCAACUUAAGCCUUAUGAUAAAGCAAGGAAUGCUGUGGCUCUUGCUUUAAGCCCAGUUGUACGGGCUCUUGUCGAUCCGGAUGGUGCAAUGCAGGACAUAAGGAACUUAGAUGAUAUCAGCUUUUCCGACUGGUUCAUGUCCAAAGGUGGUACCCGUAUGAGCAUCCAAAGAAUGUGGGACCCUGUUGCUUAUGCCCUCGGAUUUAUCGACUGUGAUAAUAUUAGUGCCCGUUGUAUGCUUACUAUAUUCUCUCUCUUUGCUACCAAGACGGAGGCUUCUCUAUUACGAAUGCUGAAGGGUUCACCUGAUGUUUUCUUAAGUGGCCCAAUAAGAAAGUAUAUUACAGAUAAAGGAGGAAGGUUUCACUUAAGGUGGGGCUGCAGAGAGAUACUUUACGAGAAAUCACCUAAUGGAGAUACAUAUGUCACAGGAAUCGCAAUGUCUAAGGCUACAAAUAAAAAAAUUGUGAAAGCUGAUGUGUAUGUUGCAGCGUGUGAUGUCCCUGGAAUAAAAAGAUUGAUCCCAUCUCAGUGGAGAAAGUGGGAUCUCUUCGAGAACCUCUAUAAACUAGUUGGAGUUCCAGUUGUCACUGUACAGCUUAGAUAUGAUGGCUGGGUCACAGAGUUGCAAGAUCUGGAAAAAUCAAGGCAACUGAGAAGAGCAGUAGGAUUAGAUAAUCUUCUUUAUACUCCAGAUGCAGACUUCUCUUGUUUUGCUGAUCUUGCACUCACAUCACCUGAAGAUUAUUAUAUUGAAGGACAAGGUUCCCUCAUCCAGGCUGUUCUCACUCCUGGGGAUCCCUACAUGCCCUUGCCUAACAAGGAAAUUAUAGAAAGAGUUCAGAAACAGGUUUUGGAUUUAUUUCCGUCGUCCCAAGGUUUGGAAGUUCUUUGGUCUUCAGUGGUUAAAAUUGGACAAUCUCUUUACCGUGAAGGACCAGGAAAGGACCCAUUUAGACCUGAUCAAAAGACCCCAGUGAAAAACUUCUUCCUUGCCGGUUCAUACACCAAGCAGGACUAUAUUGAUAGUAUGGAAGGAGCAACUCUAUCUGGUAGACAAGCGGCUGCCUAUAUCUGCAGUGCUGGGGAAGAACUCGCAGCUCUGCGCAAGCAAAUUGCUGCACUUCAUCCUGAACAAGAACCAAACACUAAAGAUUCGAACACAUCAGAUGAGAUACGUUCAGGCAUAUGGCAUAAUGGCAACGGGAAUAACUAGAUGUAGAGUCCUGAAAGCAGAGCACAUUAUGUGACAAUUUUGUUGCUUGGAAUUAUAUUGCAAGAAGUGUUUCAUUACGAAAAAGAGAAGCAAGAACAAAGAAGGCAGAUAGGAGGUCUCUAUUGUGAUUAUUGCGCCAUGUAAGAUUGAAUUUACAUAUAGUUAUUGAAUUCGGAAAUAUAUUUAUAUGCACUUUUGUCUUCAGAAA
Messenger RNA from Asparagus officinalis (garden asparagus), 2181 nucleotides. Its product is annotated as zeta-carotene desaturase, chloroplastic/chromoplastic. The transcript has 15 exons. Gene Ontology annotation, molecular function: 9,9'-di-cis-zeta-carotene desaturase activity. Bases 210 to 1973 code for a protein of 587 amino acids. NCBI's taxonomy places the organism in Eukaryota, Viridiplantae, Streptophyta, Magnoliopsida, Asparagales, Asparagaceae. Gene Ontology annotation, biological process: carotenoid biosynthetic process. The record is from RefSeq and is a predicted model, not a curated record.